AACGCAUAGGAAGCUGCUGCCGCCACGCUUUCAACAGAUGUGCAGUGAAAGGCAGCCUGCCACGUACUGAAUUUAGCAUUUGAAUCUUUAUUAUAGUUCAAUCUAUAGGCAUACAGAUUGAGAUGCAGAUGUUUUAUUCGCUUUAUUUGUCAAGUUUUUCUGCUUGGGAUGGAGGAGGUCGCCUGCGUUUUUUGUUUUUUUUUUCCAAAUGGACUCCCUCAACCAAGAGAGAUUACCACACAGUCUGAGUUUACCUGAGCAUAGCACUAAGUGACGCUCCAGUUGUGUAACGUUACAGUCUAUGGUCGAGCUGUUCUGCCUAUCGGACGUUUAACACGUUUCUCAUCAAAUCCUCACCGUCAGAAACGAUGCUGUUUUUUCUUCUGUUGUGGACAUUACUGCAAUGUGCAGACCUGUUUUCCGUCAAUGUGCCUUCUUAUCCUGUACUCGCUGUGCGUGGAGCGACGGCAUUGCUUUCAUGCUUUUUUGAGUCGGACUCGAACCCCUCAAGUCUGGUGAUCACGUGGCAGCGGGUGGAAGACAUGCGUGUCGUUCACAGCUACUACCACCAGAAGGACCAGCUGAAGAGACAGAGUGCUGAUUAUUUCAAUCGCACACACUUAAAUUACAACGAAACUGCUAAAGGAAACGCAUCUCUGAGUAUAGCAAGUUUUGGACUGAAGGAUGCUGGGAUAUACGAGUGCGUAGUGAGCAACACCAAAGGAACUGACAAAGGAACUUUACAACUCAUUUACGCAGCCCCUUAUUCAGAACCGAGGUUAAGCAUCCAUCUCAAAUCCUCCAACGUGACUGUCCAGUACGAGACAGAGGGCUUCCCGAAGCCAGAGGUCUUGUGGCUGAAUUCAGGAGGGCAGAAUCUCACCAACCAUCAGGAGGUUUCGAAUACAUCAGAUGAAGGCCUGUACUACCUUAAAAGCAGCUACGUGACCGAGAAUCCAGCAAUAAACAUCACAUUUAUGCUAAAAAACACUGUUGCGCAUCAGGAGCUACAGAGGCAUCUUAUCCUCAACUUUGAUGAAGGCCAAAGCUCCAGCUCAUCAGUUGCUGUUCUGUCUGUACUUUGCUCGUGUCUCCUAUUAUCAACCGGCGUUCUCUUAUACUUUUACUUUCAUGGCAAACCUGCGCACAAGCCCACAAUGAACAAUCAUCACUAAAAUGAAAUCCUGCUGAAAUGUAUUAACAACUACUGCCAAUCACAAAAUGCUUCCAACAACCGUUUGGGAUUGUAUUUUUGUAUUUGAAACAUGCCUCUGCUGCUCAACUGCAUGUCAUUCCAAUAUGCCAGCGGUAAUGCUGAAAUGUGUGAUUUUUGUUGAGCCUUCAUGAAAAGAGUUAGGGAUGAGAAGUGUUUAAUAAGGGGCCGUUCACACAAAGUUUUUUUUUUCUUGGUGAUUUUUAUGUUUGUGUCUUUAUGAAGUGAUUACAUUUUUAAAAAACAUUUCAUGUUAAAAAUAUUUCAACUUUUACAUGCAGUCACUCAUCAAUAUUUUCCAAAGCUGAGGUGGGGCCAGGUUUUGAGGCACCGUUUACAGCCGCAAGUUGGCAUUAUGUUAUUUUUUAUGUUAACGUAACGUGAAGGCAUUUUUUAUGUUAAAUUUGCGUCCCAAAUCACAUACUUAUGCACAAUUCUAUGCCCUUUUGUACAAUCAAUAGUGACGCACCAAAAAUUUGUGUGAACCUUUAUUUACCUUUAUAUAUUCGACAAAUAUUCGAAAUUACAUUUGUUUUGACAACCCUAUAUAGUAUCAGUAAAUAGUGCAUACCCGC
Molecule: messenger RNA, 1788 nt
Organism: Danio rerio (zebrafish)
Lineage: Eukaryota; Metazoa; Chordata; Actinopteri; Cypriniformes; Danionidae
Source: RefSeq, a predicted model, not a curated record